CAGGAUCAUUCCUCUCCUUCCCUUGGCAGUGUAUGGUUGCCCGAGUGUAGUACACUUACCGCAAGUGCUGUACUCGCAGUGUCUGAAGAAAGUGGUCCAGAGAAUAUAUAUAAAGGAUACAUACAAGCAUUUUGGCGCUCAGCGACUAUGGAUACUUCUGAUCAGUCAGUGUUCACAGAAUUAAUUGGUUAUUCAUACGAUGAUAAUCUCUUCAAAGGGGCAUCCCAAGUGAAAUUAGCUGACGAUCCUUAUUUCGGCUCUACCUUUGCCCCGGCUAUAACUCAGUUUCCUGAGCUGAUGGCGUCCCCCGACGCUCUCCUGGGCCUGCAGAUGCCGCAGGACCUGCAGGAGGUGGUCAACACACUACUGCCGGAGGAAGACUUCCCUCUCGGGCAGUACGACACAUCUACCUCGCUAGACAUGGAGUUGGGUGCCUUAUCCCUCUGGCCAGACGACGACCCGCUGAAUCUUGGUACCAUCAGUCCCGACGAAAUCUUACAGAGCCCGAUGAGCAGUGCCGCAGCGUCUAGGCCACUCCAGCAAGACACUCGUAGGAGACGGAAGCCAAAGAGAAGCCCCAAGGAGACUACCAUCGAUGAACCUCAGACGUCCUCUUCCUCCCUGAUGCCGUCCAACCCGCUGUUCUACCCGCUACCAGAGGACCUGGGCGUGACCAAUCCUGUUUCCCCUCUCGGUGAGAGUGACACCGGCAGCAGCAGCAGCGAGGCCGGUCCCAGACACCGCCAGCGACGUCCCCGGGUAGCAUACAGUACGCUGACUGAGGAGGAGAAAUAUAAGCGCAUCAGAGACCAAAACAACGUGUCUUCACGGUUGUAUCGAGAGAGACACCGUCAUCAGUUAACUAACCUCCAACAGGAUGAGCAGAAGCUAAAGGAGAGGAACCAGAAGUUGCGAGCUAAGGUUGCUGGUCUGGAACAACUCAGGGACCAAAUGAAAGAAUAUACUCACACAUUCCUGCAGCAGCAUAUGGGUGCCGCCAGCAUCAACCGGAAGGGUCAACAUUGAUAUUAAUAUAAGGCUCGCUUCCUAGCUAUCAUGUACAGUAUAGGAAAUACAAAAUUUAUAAUGUACAACCCCAGUGAUACUCGUAUAAAGUUCAUAUGCAAAUGUUUGUAUGCUCGUGUUCCAUGUAUGCUCAAGAAUGUUCAUAGUGACCUGUAAUAUUUUAUAUUUAUUCAAUUUUUUAAAUAUAUUUUACAUAUUUU
Procambarus clarkii (red swamp crayfish) is the source of this 1226-nucleotide messenger RNA. The record is from RefSeq and is a predicted model, not a curated record. Lineage: Eukaryota; Metazoa; Arthropoda; Malacostraca; Decapoda; Cambaridae.